Molecule: messenger RNA, 1177 nt
Organism: Penaeus vannamei (Pacific white shrimp)
Lineage: Eukaryota; Metazoa; Arthropoda; Malacostraca; Decapoda; Penaeidae
Source: RefSeq, a predicted model, not a curated record
GUUUGAUGCUGACAUCCGGGUUCCUGUGCCUCGGCCAAGUCUCGAAAGAGAGUCCGAACUGGCUCUACCCGGCCAUGAUCCUCCUCUCCCUCGGCGGCAACCAGCUGCGGAUGUCGGGGCUUCAGUUCGGAAACCUCUUCCCCCGUUAUCGCUCCACCGCCAUCUCCCUCAUUAGCGGCGUUUUCUCGGCGUCGGCGGGCCUCUUCUUCUUCCUGCAGCUGGCCGUUGACGCGGGCAUCAGUCUGCGCCAUGCCAACUGGGUGCUGGCUGGAAUGGCCUCCUCACGCUGCCGCUCACCGUUAUGAUGCCUUGUCACCACAUCCCGUAUAAUGAUGAUGCUGCAGCAGAGAAGAGCGACAGGGAGAACGUGGGUCUCCCCCUCAGAACCAGCUUCCUCUCCCUCUCCAGCUUCACGUACCAGCUGUGGUUCUUCGUCAACCUGUUCUCCAUUGUUCUGUUCAACACGUUCUUCAAUUCUUGGAUCAGCAGCAUCUCCUCGACUGUCGAUGAAGCUUGGGUGUUCUCCUCUUUAUUCAGCGUCGCGGCCUUCGUCAGUCCCUUCAUCUCGCCGCUGCCAGGGAUCGCGAUGGACUUGCUCAAGAAGAGGAAACUGGAAGGCCUGUCCUCCACCGAGCGCAGGAUCCAGGAGAUGAGGAGCCCCGCCCUGCCCCUCCCUCGUGCAGACGGGCUCGUGGCGGUCCUGUACACCUGCCUCUUCUUCGAGUCUGCCGCCGCGGUGUACCUGGCUCUCGUCUCUGCCUCAUGCUGGCCAGGCCGUCGGUGAUCGCCAUCGGGAACUCCUUCGUCAGAGCGAGAUUCCCAGGGGACCAUUUCCAUCGUCUGAUUGGUAUUUACGGCACAAUAGUGUCUGUGCUGACUAUCCUGCAGUACCCGCAUUUCCUCUGGGCUCAGCAGGACUACAACGGGGCCCAAGGAUUCAUAAUCGCGAUGCUGAUCGUCUCCUCCGCUCAGCCACUCCACCUCCUGAGCGACACGUACCUCCGCAAGGUCGUCCACAUGGAACAGACGACCUUGAGCGACGAAACGACCGUUCCACUCUCGGAAGUGUGUGAAAAGAAGCCUGAGGUCGUUCGUUCCAGUGCGGAUCCCCCCCAGCCGGCUUAAUGAGGGGGUGUAGGGGGGUGUGGGGUGUAAUUUCCUGCGGUUUUGAGGGAAC